CAGUGAAUGAGCACCGGGAAGCAGUGGGAAAAAGCGCAUCCAGAAGAACUAAAGGAAAAACCAAACAUUCUGGUUUCUUAAACUCUCUAGGCCUGGGCUUCCUGAAGUCAGUUCACCUAGAGAAGAAGGAAAAUGGCAGAGUUGAAGUACAUAUCUGGAUUUGGAAAUGAAUGUGUCUCAGAGGACCCUCGCUGCCCUGGUGCCCUGCCAGAAGGACAGAAUAAUCCUCAAGUUUGCCCCUACAAUCUGUAUGCUGAGCAGCUCUCAGGAUCCGCAUUCACUUGUCCACGGAACACCAAUAAACGAAGCUGGCUGUAUAGAAUUCUACCUUCAGUUUCUCACAAGCCUUUUGAAUCCACUGAUGAAGGCCAUUUAACUCACAACUGGGAUGAAGUUGAUGCUGAUCCUAACCAGCUUAGAUGGAAACCAUUUGAGAUUCCAAAAACAUCACAUAAGAAAGUGGACUUUGUGAGCGGUCUGUACACCUUAUGUGGAGCUGGAGACAUCAAAUCUAACAAUGGGCUUGCCGUUCACAUCUUCCUCUGCAACACCUCCAUGGUGAACAGAUGUUUUUACAAUUCAGAUGGAGACUUCUUAAUUGUUCCCCAGAAAGGGAAACUUCUCAUUUACACCGAGUUUGGCAAGAUGCUGGUGCAGCCCAAUGAGAUCUGCGUCAUUCAGAGAGGAAUGCGAUUCAGCAUAGAUGUCUUCGAAGAGACCAGGGGCUAUAUCCUGGAAGUCUACGGUGUCCACUUUGAGUUGCCAGACUUGGGACCAAUUGGAGCCAAUGGCUUGGCCAAUCCUCGUGAUUUCUUGAUACCUGUCGCCUGGUAUGAAGAUCGUCAAGUGCCAGGUGGCUACACAGUAAUUAAUAAGUACCAGGGCAAGCUAUUUGCUUCCAAACAGGAUGUCUCCCCAUUCAAUGUUGUGGCCUGGCAUGGAAACUAUACUCCCUACAAGUACAACUUGGAGAAUUUCAUGGUUAUCAACGCGGUGGCCUUUGAUCACGCAGACCCUUCCAUUUUCACCGUGCUGACCGCCAAGUCUCUCCGCCCUGGAGUAGCCAUCGCUGAUUUUGUAAUUUUCCCACCUCGAUGGGGGGUUGCUGAUAAGACCUUCCGGCCUCCAUAUUACCACAGGAACUGCAUGAGUGAAUUCAUGGGACUCAUCAAAGGCCACUAUGAGGCAAAGGAAGGUGGGUUUUUGCCUGGUGGGGGCAGCUUGCACAGCGCAAUGACUCCCCAUGGGCCUGACAGCGACUGCUUUGAGAAGGCCAGCAAAGCCAAGCUGGAACCUGAGAGGAUUGCAGAUGGCACCAUGGCUUUUAUGUUUGAAUCUUCUUUAAGUAUGGCUGUCACCAAGUGGGGUCUCAAGACCUGCAAUUGUUUGGAUGAAAACUACUACAAGUGCUGGGAGCCUCUCAAGAGCCACUUCACCCCCAACUGCAAGAACCCAAUAGGAUCUAAAUGAGCCUAGAGCGUCACUACCCUAGCUAAUCGCAGAUUUGUGUGGUUUUCUUUAGAUUCUCCUGCUCCCUGACAGUACUGGGGUAGAGGGUAGGCAAAUGAGGGCUCACUUUUUCACAGUAACUCAGACAUUUGUAGAAAUGUACUUGGAAAUUUGUUUGGCUGUCAGUUUAAUUACUUAAUAAAGACUUACUGGUGUUCUGUGGAAAUGGUAAUUGAUUGUAAUCAGGUCUAAAUAAGGAAGACAGCAGGCAGGACUGGGGGUCCAUAAGAUUAAGUCAAGGCCAAGGUCUUUUCCCGUGUGCUUAAUGAUUGCCUUUAUUUUAGGAACAAAAGUACUGCAGACAUUUGUACUUUUGUUCAAAUCAGGCCAUGCCAUAAGGGAAAACAGGCCAUGGUGAGAACCAUUAGCUGAGCCUGAAGCCAAAGCCAUGCAGCCAGGAGUCAAUUUAGACAUAGAGAAGCACAGGUAUCUACAAAGCUCUAAAUGUCCAUUGUCAUACUAAAACAAGUGGGUAACUAACCCAGCAGACCACCUAAUCUUAGUAGGUAUGUAGCCAUCUGUAUAGUUGUAUCAGAAGACAGUUGACAAGAAGCCUAAUCACCCAAAAGAGAACAUAAUUCACUGAAGGUAACGAGUAGCCCAUAUUCUUUCUCUGAAAUUCCUGUGCUCGUAGGAGUCAAAUCAGAUCAAACAAGGACCAAUACUCACCUAACUACCACUUAUCAGUUACUUAGUAACUGCAUUGAGUCCUUACUAUGUGACAGCUGCUAAGCAAGACACUGGGGAUGGAUGAUUGAAAAAUAGUUGUCUCAACCCUCAGAAAACUCACAGUCUGAGGAUAAUUGGAUCAAAGAUUAAGACCCAAGUACAUGGCCACAGCAAAAUCAGGCAGCCUAACAGCUCUCUGUCAUUGGUGGGCAUCCCUCCCAGAGUAGUGCACUGCCCAAAAAUUUCAGUGAGUUUUUAAGGUCACUAAAAAAUAUAUGGAGUGAAAAUAUAGGAAAGUCAGAGCUGAAAAAAAUGAGAUAGUAUUUGCCACUACUUCAGUUCUGUAAUUCUAGAAUAUUUCCCCUACUUUGUCACCAUAGUAGCAGUUUUGAUAUUGUGCUACUAAACUUUUAUUCAACAAUAUAUAUAGUGAAAAUCCAUAAUGUGUAAGGGCCUAGGAAUUAAGAUUGGCAGAUAAAAUAAAGAAUGUCCAAUUAAGUUGGGAGUUUAGAUAAAUAGUGAAUUAUUUUAAUAUAAGCAGGUCUAGUGCAACAUACUCAUGCUAAAAAUAUUACUGUUCAUCUGAACAGAAUACCUAUGUAUUUUAUUUGCUAACCUGGCACUUAUAGGAAGCAUAUGGUAGUCAAAGAGAGAUAAGUCUUGCCCUCAUAGAAGUUACAUUCUAGAAAGAGAAACAGACUAAAUAAUUACAAAUUGUGAAGCAUGCUAUGAAGAAACCAAAUAAGAAAGGCCUUCAAUGAAGAAAUGACAUUUAGCCAGUACUGAAAGAUAGGAAGAAACAUGUCACUGGAAGAAUUGGGUUUGUCUGGGAUAAAGUGAGAGGUAGAAUGUUCCAAGAAAAAGCCUAUAGUUUCAAGGAACUAAGAGAAGUGGAUGCGUGGAGCCAAAGAGGUUACUGUAAGAGUCCAGACACAAAACUGCAUUGUCCUGUCCUAAAGAGGUGGAAACAGAGAUAGUAGAUAAAUUCUAGAGUAUUUUGGAUUUGACAUGAAAGAAAUUGUAGCAGAUUGAAUGAAAGAGUAGAGAACAGGAUUGGAAUGACUGCUCCAUUCUUGGCAGUGUAUCUCAUGGUCUCAAACAACAAGGUGAUAGAAUCUGUGUGGAUAACAGAAGUUGGUGAGCUUCCCCAAUGUCCCUUAAUGUCAAAAGUAUUUA
Molecule: messenger RNA, 3354 nt
Organism: Sorex araneus (European shrew)
Lineage: Eukaryota; Metazoa; Chordata; Mammalia; Eulipotyphla; Soricidae
Gene: HGD
Product: homogentisate 1,2-dioxygenase
Exons: 14
Coding region: 133-1470 (445 amino acids)
Biological process (GO): L-phenylalanine catabolic process
Cellular component (GO): cytoplasm
Molecular function (GO): homogentisate 1,2-dioxygenase activity
Source: RefSeq, a predicted model, not a curated record